Messenger RNA from Coniophora puteana RWD-64-598 SS2, 1035 nucleotides. Its product is annotated as NAD(P)-binding protein. Lineage: Eukaryota; Fungi; Basidiomycota; Agaricomycetes; Boletales; Coniophoraceae. Bases 1 to 1035 code for a protein of 344 amino acids. The transcript has 8 exons. The record is from RefSeq and is a predicted model, not a curated record.
AUGGCAAAACCCACUAUCUUCUGGCUCGGAGCGACAGGCUACGUCGGCUCAGAGGCCCUGCUCAUCCUCAACGACUAUCUUCCGCGGCCCCACAGCCAUCACAUUGUCGCCCUCGUUCGGAAUGUGACGCCCCACCGCGAGUCCGCACUUACGCGGCUGUACUCCGACAUUGAAAUCGUAGAAGGCACAGCAGAUGACGUGGAGACCAUACAGAAGACGUCCGAGCGAGCGGAUGUUGUGAUCAACACAUGCGACUCGCUCCAUCCGCCUAGCGUUAAAGCCAUCCUCGCGGGCCUGACCACACGGGCGGAGGUCAACGCGGGUGCGCCUGCGCCAAUCUACGUCCAUGUCUCCGGUGUCAGUAUUAUCUCCGACCGAUGCAAUGGGGACUUCGUGGAGGAGCCCACUGAAUGGACUGACAAUAAUCUAGACGUCCAUGCCAAGUGCGUAGGCGCAUAUGUGAAGUCAGGAAAACGGUUAUCUCACAUCGCAGAAGCUAGUAUGCGCAGCGAGCAUCCAAUCUGUACGUUUGUCUUGAACCCCGCUCUGAUAUAUGGCAUCGGGGCUGGAAUCCAGUUUACCACAUUCUGGGUACGAGACUGGAUCGAGAGGUCCAAGGCGGCAGGCUACUCUGGUACAUUUGGAGAAGGUGCCAAUGCUCUCAGCCACAUCCACGUUCACGAUGUGGUUACAGCCUUGCUGAUCGUACUGAGGGCUGCGUUAGACGGCAAAGUGCAAGGUGGUAAAGACAGUAACUAUUUUGUCGGUGUAUCGGGGACCGAGCAGAGGGCGUGGGCCAAAGUUAUCGGAGAUUGUCUCUACAACAAGGGGCUCAUCAAGGAAGCCGGAUGCCGCCCCUGGCCCGAGGCAGUCACCGGUCCCAAGGACAGCCUUUGGUGGUGGGCUUACGCGGGGAACCAAAUCGUUCGCCCCGACCGUCUUUACGCGCUCGGCUGGGAGCCUACUGAGACAAAGAAGCAGGGCCCAAUUGACAGUUUGCCUGAAGCAAUGGAGAUUGCGCUACAGAUGAAGUAA